Molecule: messenger RNA, 915 nt
Organism: Aspergillus mulundensis
Lineage: Eukaryota; Fungi; Ascomycota; Eurotiomycetes; Eurotiales; Aspergillaceae
Exons: 1
Coding region: 1-915 (304 amino acids)
Source: RefSeq, a predicted model, not a curated record
AUGAAAAGGAAAGCAUCCUCAGAAGCUGGCCAAGACGACACCGCCCAUCACUCGCGUCGGAUCACGAGAUCCCAGGCCCAGACUCACACGAGGAAUAUGCAUAUCAUCGCCCGCGCCUCUAACAGUAGCACGGAGAGCAGGACUACGCUCGUGCCCAGGUCCAGGGACAAAGAGAAGAGCAAGACAACAACUCCAACGACCACGAUCAACGCGGCUUGCGAGGCCAAGGCUCAAGAUGAGGUUGAGGCUGAGGUCCAAGAUGAAAAGGGAAACAGCUCUGCGCACCUGCGCGGGCUGCGCGGGCUCAAUACAGUAAUACCUCCUGCUCUUGCACCCGCAUGGCCAGAUACCGACGAGGACCGUUUCCAGCUAUACGUGGGGAGAAGCCGUGGAGACGAAGACGAAGAUGAUGAAAAUGGAGAUGAAGAUGAAGAUACCAACGCAGCAGCGAGAGAAACAUCGCGUAUAAGCUUGAGGCAAAACGGCGACAACGGCUACGACAGCGACAGCGACAGCGACUCCUCUACAGUCUCCACAUGCCUGUCGUUAAUCGAGUAUCCGCAGCGCGAAAACGCCAUGUACAUGGCCGACCUCAAUGGAAUAGCCGGACUACUAGAAAUGGAGGAGCGCAAGAGCAAGGACCCCAAGAUCAAGAAGAUGGUGGGGCAGUUCUUGGGGAAGUACCGAGAGUACGAAACUGUGCUCGAAGCGCGGUUCAAGGAUCGACGUGUGACGAGUCAGUGGGUUGGGUCGAUGAUUGCGACGGAGUUGUUGGUGGAUUCGGCAAAGGCUAUAGGGUUGAGGGGGUGGGAAGGAGAGUGGGGGGAGGUGUGGAAGGAAGUCCGGGAUAGAGGCAAUAUACUAUUCAGCGAAGCGAUGCUGAAGGAACUGUCACCGCUUGAAACCCUAGUCUAA